Messenger RNA from Bombus terrestris (buff-tailed bumblebee), 1553 nucleotides. RefSeq names its product arrestin domain-containing protein 17. Lineage: Eukaryota; Metazoa; Arthropoda; Insecta; Hymenoptera; Apidae. Gene Ontology annotation, biological process: protein transport. Gene Ontology annotation, cellular component: cytoplasm. Bases 144 to 1370 code for a protein of 408 amino acids. The transcript has 8 exons. The record is from RefSeq and is a predicted model, not a curated record.
CAGAAAUUCGAAUCAGUCAACGAUCGAGUGGGAGCUGGAUGAUUUAUAAACUGUGCUACAUGAAAGUUGACGAUUCGAGUUUCCUACACGAUAAAGAAAAUUUUUCGCUGUGAAUCACCAUUACCGAGCGUUCCUUAUACGAUAUGGUGUCGUUGAGACAAUUUCGCAUAGUAUUCAACAAUGAAGACGCCACAUAUGAGCCCGGUGAAGUUGUCGGAGGAAAAAUUAUCGUAGAGACGACAAAAGAUAAGUAUACUAAAGGACUAUAUUUCAUUGUAAACGGAACAGCAUUUGUUCAUUGGUUGGAACAUAAUGUACGAGAUGAGUCAAGGUCGCACAGCUUUGCCAGCACACAGGAAUACUUCUCUUUCAAGCGAGAAAUACUCAGUGAGAGAAGUAGUAAAGCAGGGCAUACAAUCCCCUACGGACUUAACGAGUUUACAUUUAGCUUCAGAUUGCCCCAUAAAAUACCAUGCAGCUUUGAAAACCGGGUUGGGUACGUAAGAUACACGAUAAAAGCCGUGAUCGAUAGACCAUGGAAGUUCAAUCACGAAUGCAAAGCAGCUUUCAGCGUAGUUUCGCGUUUAGAUUUGAACCUUUAUCGUGAAAAAUGCUUGGCAAUCCACGAUGAAAUGAACAAGAAUUUCAAUUGCAUAUGCUGGAUCGCGCAAGGCUCGAUGAGUAUACAGAUCCUGGUGCCCUGCUCUGGAUACGUACCAGGGCAGGUAAUAACUAUAACGAUACGUUACACGAGUACCCCGAAUAUACCGAUUACGAAACUCAGCACAAAAUUAUUACGAACAGUCCAUUUUCACUCGCCAAAUAAUACACUGAUUCAUACAAAUGUAUUAAAAAAAAAUAAGCAUAUGCCACCAUUUCCGCUAAAUGGGCACAUAGUAUCGGAGCUUUUAAUACCGCCAAUACCACCCUCUAAUCUUUAUCAUUGUGACGUAAUAGAUUUAGAGUACGAGUUGGUCGUCUCCUUUCACGUUUCGAGUCCGUAUUGUAAAAUUAAGAGAAUUUACCCUCUUAUGAUCGGAACGGUACCAUUAUAUCGUCCAGCUUUGACAUUUCUGCAUGGCGUCGUAUCCCGCUCUGCAAUGUCAUGUAUGACACAGCCACCUAUAAUACCAUAUCCACCAUCGAUGUUAGGGCAAUCGACUGAAUCAAAUAUUUCGAUACAAAAUCGAAAAAUUUCUACGAUUCACAUGGAUAUACCAUCACCAUGCUACGAAGAAGGUUUCUCUAGUACUCCACACAUUAAAGAUAUGCAUGAAACGGAUUACGUAUUCGGUGUGAAUAAUUCUUUCUCGCCUAAGUAUCCUGUGUACAACUAUCCAGCACCAAGGCUACCCAAUGAAAAUUUAUAGGAACUACGUGUCUAAUUCGUUCGAUACAUAACAAAAUUCACCAACAGGUGAAAAGCUACGUUCAAGUUUCUGUAUAUGUUUGAUACAAUUUAUUAACUGAUUUUUACUAUUUUAUAUGUAUGAUUAUAUACACAUUUGGACUAUAUUCGCAAACAUAUAAAUAUACUUUUCAUGACAAAAGAA